AUGGCCACCGCAACUUCAUCGCCGCCAUUCGACCCUAAUGAGAUCAGUCAUAGCUAUGCCAUCUUUAUCGGAGUCGGUGGGAUGAUGACUUUCCUUUCGACCAUCAGCGUGAUCUUGAGAUUCGUUUCUCGAAGCUUGACUCGAUCCUACGGAUGGGAUGAUUGGGCAAUAGUUAGCGCGCUGGUUUUUGCCUACGGCUUCCUGUUCACCACCAUCAUUGUGGCAACAGUUGGGAAAGCUGGCCACCAUCUCGUCCAACUGUCUCCCAUAGAGCUUGAACGAUACUUGCAGAUCGCGUUAGCGAAUAACGUCAUUUACAAUUGCAGUAUAACUUCGUCAAAAGUCUCCAUACUGCUCUUCUAUCGCCGAGUUUUUGCAAUUCCAGCUUUUCAGCUAGCAACGAAGAUCGUUGGAGCUUUGGUCUUUGGAUACUUCGUUUCUGCAGUAUGUGGCCUUAUCUUCGCCUACAACCCUAUCCAGUCUCAAUGGAAGUUCUGGCUGCCUCAUACGACUAUCGACAAUAAAACGUUCUGGCUGGCAAUGGGCAUAAUAAAUAUCUUCUUGGACGUGGUCAUCCUCUGUUUACCGCAGACUCGUGUAUGGAAACUCCAGAUGACAAGAUAUCGCAAGCUAUUGCUUUCGCUUCUUUUCUUGAUGGGUGGCUUAAAAAUACUCAUUUAUUAUACAGUUACUUUGACGGUCCCAGGCAUUUGGACACUGGCUGAAACAAAUACCUCCAUCAUUUGCAGCUGUUUGCCCACAUUUCCGAACUUGUUUCGACACUGGUUCGGUGACAAAAAGCCGAGUGGAAGUGGUUCUACGACUGCUGUCUCUAGUGGGCAGUACUUCCGAUCGUUUCGGAAAAACCAAAGUCAGGGCUACACAGACCUUGUUGGGACAUCGACAUCGACUACUUUACGAAAUGACAUCGAAUUGACUCGUGCCAGCCACGAUUUGAUACCAAAGGCACCGCCUGCUAUUCAUGUUCAGAGAGACUUCUUGGCAGAUUACUAG
Lachnellula hyalina is the source of this 1014-nucleotide messenger RNA. RefSeq lists its product as uncharacterized. Lineage: Eukaryota; Fungi; Ascomycota; Leotiomycetes; Helotiales; Lachnaceae. The record is from RefSeq and is a predicted model, not a curated record. The transcript has 3 exons. Bases 1 to 1014 code for a protein of 337 amino acids.